This is a messenger RNA of Anguilla anguilla (European eel), 3272 nucleotides long. It is a transcript of the gene mtfp1, whose product is annotated as mitochondrial fission process 1. The transcript has 4 exons. The record is from RefSeq and is a predicted model, not a curated record. Gene Ontology annotation, biological process: mitochondrial fission. Bases 117 to 617 code for a protein of 166 amino acids. Lineage: Eukaryota; Metazoa; Chordata; Actinopteri; Anguilliformes; Anguillidae. Gene Ontology annotation, cellular component: mitochondrion.
ACGUGUCGUGCCUUUGAAUGUGCCCAGUGAAUUUCCCUUAUCGGUCCUAAGGAGCACGGAGACAGUACGGAACUGCUGCUUAGGGGGGAUAUGCUUUAAAGCUUAAGUGGCGAGAAAUGGAUUCCAGUCCGGAGAAAACGACCAAAGAGGUCGAUAUUUAUCGCGACACAUGGGUCCGCUUCUUAGGCUACGCUAACGAAGUGGGGGAGGCCUUCCGCGCCCUGGUGCCCGUGAGCCUGGUGUGGGCCACCUACGCCGUCGCCACCGCAUACGUCUCCGCCGACGCCAUGGACAAGGGCAAGAAAGCAGCCGCGGAGCACGGGGACAACCCGGGCCGGACACCGCGCGUGGCCGCGGCGGUGGUGGACACCUUCGUGUGGCAGGCCCUGGCCUCGGUGGCCAUCCCCGGCUUCACCAUCAACCGCGUGUGCGCCGCCUCGCUCUACCUGCUGGGGCGCACCACGCGCUGGCCCCUCCCCGUCCGCAAGUGGACCACCACCGCCAUCGGCCUGUCCACCAUUCCCUUCAUCAUCACGCCCAUCGACAGGUCUGUGGACUACCUCCUGGACUCCAGCCUACGCAAGGUGUACGGGGGGGGCCCCAAGCACGAGCCGUAGGGCCCGAACCGGGCCCCACUCAUCUCAGGUCAGUCCGACGAGCGCACUGCGAGCCAGCCGGGACCUUCAGAGCCAUCGGCCCCCCUCAGCCAACCACAGAGAGCGAGAAAACUCUGCUCUGAGCUCAAGAUCCAAAAUGGCGUCUGUUUCAUCGGUCCGUCUCAUAUUUAAAUCAUCCACACGUGCACCUGUUUGACUGAGCUGAUUUUCCCUAUGUAAAACCAAUGUACGAUGGCGUAAAAUACUAUAUUUUUUGCACAAACUGUGGAAUAUAUAGAAAAACUGCAACUUCUGAUGUAAAAAAAUUAUAUUUUUUAAAGUGACAGUAGUUUAUAUAUUUUGCAAAAAUGUGUUUUUACAUUUUUUUUCUCUUAUGUCUUGAGUUUGUGGUUUUAGCAUAUAUUGGCAUCUAUCACUUUUUCAUAAGGGAAUUUUUUUGUUUGUUGGUUUUGUUCUGUGGGUUUACGCUGCCCCGUCUGUCUUCCAAAAACGUUUUUCAUCGCGUGCGACUCUUUCGUGAACUUCCCUAAACUUCCACACAGCUGGCUCUGUUGUUACAGAGUUGCAUCAUGGUGAGGGUUUGCAUGAUGACUUGUUGCUUUUUUUUUUUUUUUUCGUGGGAGGCAGUUCUCCAGGAACGUUCAAGGUUCCAUCACAGCGCUGACCAGAGGAACCUUACAGGCAGCAGAACCUUACCUCUGCCGUUAUCGCACAACGUUAGCUAUCAUUGUGCAGUAAUACCUUGCUUACCACUGCCCCAGGUAGAUUGUUCAUGUACCCUCGUGAACCCAUAAAUGGAGUCAAAAACCUGCAAGUAUCAGGGAAUUUCCGCUACUCUGCGGUUGUACAAUGCUAAACAAACAGCAAAAAUCUGUGAGGUAACUUGAAUCUCCCAACUUUUUUGACUUGGUGAACUUGUACUGCAACUUAAAACGUUUCUUUUUUGUAUGGGUGGGAUUGUUUAAUCUAUAGCUUUUUAUGUGCUGUGAUAUCAAAGAGUUUCUAGAUCGGGAACCCCAAAUCCUCUCUCCUCUCUCGUCGGCAAAGAAUUAUGCAGCCAGGAAACCUGUCUAUAUAUUGCAAAUGCGGCCCGUUUUAGCACAAAUUUGAUUAGGGUUGCCAUUAUCUGGAGUGCAUCCACUAUGCUAAGCGAGGUAUUACUGUACUGAACCCAUUAUUCUGCUCAGAACGGCAUGCUGAGGCUUUCCCGUGCACUGGGGGGGGGGGGGGCGCAGGGUGCAGGGGGGUUCUGUGGACAUGUCUGGCUGUGAGUAAGGGGAAGAUCAGAUCCUCUUUAAAUAAGGGAGAACGCAGCCGUGCGCUCUGUUCACAAAGCCCGCUUAACCGCGCGACUGCAUCUGCGGUGAAGAGGAGUUUUUUUUAAAAAGCAGAAUUGUGUUGUAAACGAGGGUUGUUGGCUCGGCUGCGUGCGAAACCUCUCUUUCUAAGAGCGUCGUUAAUCCACGCUAACCGACGCUCUGGAGUAAACGUCAGGUUUUUAAGGUUUACUCGCAAACAUUUUGGCUGUGACCAGACAAUCAGUUCCGCUUCUUCCUCCGAUCCCUGCUUCUCGUAAUUACGAGGUCCCGGUCGCUCUGAAUCACAGUGUUUCGGUAUGGAUGUAAUUUUUUUAAGCCACGCCCUUUCAUUUAAAAAAAAAUGCACAAGGAGCCAGCCAAUCAGAAAAACUUUUCGGCAGAGACAAAAAUGUCAGCGUUGAGCACACAGGGCUAAAUUUGUGGUCGCUGUACAGAAGAUUUUGCGGCCUCUCUGCGGUCUUUUGCUAUAGGCCGCCUGCGGGGCUGUUGUAUGUCAAACACUGUUAUGAAGUCACGGGCUUCGAUUCCGCACGGCUAGUCCAAGCCAGCGCAGUUUAACGUUCUGUGAACUUCACGUUAAAGCACAGCUAUCCUGUGCUGUAAAGGAGGGAAAUAACUUCCUGCUGAGACAGGAAAUGACUGUAACGAGCCAAAUUGGGGGAAAACCGCUCGGGUAGUCUGCGCACCACAGUUGAUACUGUGAAACCUGCAAUAAAGAUGCAAUGCACAGCAGAGAGUUUGAAAAGCCAUAUCCUGUACGAGUGCAAUAUGCUGUGUACCUUUUUUAAGUACUGUAGAAGGGAAAAUCUGAGUUCUGCUUCCUCUUCUGAAACAGAAACAGGAAGUAGAAUUUUCGUGUCACUCUUUGUGAAACCGAUUGUUAUCGUAUUUUUAAUUGUCCCCGUCUAUAGUGUUUAGAUGUGCAAGUCAUAUCGGUGCUCUGGCUAUGCUGAAUAAUGUCUCUUUAAAAAGUCUUUUUGUUUUUAUGAACAUGGCUGUUUUGUCUCCACAGGUAUUUUACAUCAUUGUUUAAGAUGUGUGUUUUAGGGAUCAAAGAACUUGUGGCGAUUCAAACAAUGCUGACCAACAUUGCCCAGUAACAGAUUUGAAACACUUGCAUUUCAUUAAAUUUGUAACAUUUUUCAUUUAUGUCCACUUUGGAGUACAUUUAAAAAAAGUUGUUCAGUUUAUUAAAUAUGCAUGUUUUUGUGCCAUGUUAUGUUUCAGAGUACCCUUCGGUUGAAUUGCCCCUUCAUUCUGAAACAUUUUUAAAAGUGGUGUACAGAAACUAGCAGUAUUUAUUUUGUGGAGCAGAAUUAAACAGUUAUUCUGCCAA